This is a messenger RNA of Fusarium falciforme, 546 nucleotides long. RefSeq names its product APH domain-containing protein. Bases 1 to 546 code for a protein of 181 amino acids. Lineage: Eukaryota; Fungi; Ascomycota; Sordariomycetes; Hypocreales; Nectriaceae. The record is from RefSeq and is a predicted model, not a curated record. The transcript is spliced from 3 exons.
AUGGCCAAAACCACUGCAGGCGAUCUGGAACGUCUCUGGGUGAAUAUUACGAACGAGUCGUUUGAGGGAGAGCAGCCCAAGAGAUUCCACGAGUACUUUGCAGGGUCAAUCAGCGUAGAAGCUUGGUUGAGAGAGGAACGUAUAGACCUCGACUGUCGCCUACCAUCACGGGACUACUGGGGUCCGUACUCUACUGUGCGCGAGUUUCACCAAGCACUAGCCAACGGUAUUCCUUGGGACUGCGACUGCACUAAAUUCCCUGACCUUGCCGAGCUCUUUGCGUUCUAUCAGCAAGCAGAAAACAAGCUGGUUCUGACCCACGGCGACCUGAGCAGCCUCAACAUCCUUAUCCAUGGAGACACUGUGGUGGGAAUAGUGGACUGGGAGACGGCAGGAUGGUUCCCGCCAUACUGGGAGUAUACAACUGCCAAGUAUGUUAACCCCCAGAAUCCAUUCUGGGCGGAUCCAGUUGAUCAAUUUAUCACGCCCAUGCCAGAGGUGUUGAGGAUGGAAACUAUUAGGCGUAAAUAUGUUGGCGACUUCUGA